CAUUUUGAUUUGACACUUCAUCCGCUGAAACCUCCGGGUUUAUGGGCGUAACUUUCUUUCUUUCUUCUUUUUUUUUUUUUUGUUUAAACAUUGAGGAGUAAGGGACAGGGUCAUAACUCCAUAAAUAGUUGGAUGGACGCGCGUAAAACUGCUGGAGGCAGCAGGCAGGAGAGGAGCGGAGAAACCGAGCGUCCUGUGUGACUAACGUGACGUAGAAAUAAAUGUUUUUAGUCACGGAAUGAGAUGUAGUUGAGGAUGACAGCUCUUACACCUUUGAGUGGAGCUGUAUUUGGACUUGCGUGGAGCUGCUUGAGUUUUCUGUCCUGCGCGCACUGCGCGUUAAGUGACAACCAUGUGCACUCCAGCUUCAUCUACAGGCGGUUGCGCAAUCACGAACGGAGGGAGAUCCAGAGAGAGAUCCUCUCCAUCCUGGGCUUGCCUCACCGUCCCAGGCCCUUCUCUCCCGGGAAGCAAGCGUCGUCCGCCCCGCUCUUCAUGCUCGACCUGUACAACGCCAUGGCUGUGGAGGAGGAGGAGGAAGAGGAGGAGGAGGAGGUGGAAGAGGGAGCACAGCAGGGCGCAGGGAAGGGCUUCGGUGCCAAAGCUCACGGGCACCCCAAGAGAGGUUACUCCAGCCCCCGGCACGGAUACAGCCGCGUGGCGCAGCCGUACAGAGCCGCUCCGCUGCUGGGCCACAGUCCCUCACUCUCCACGGCGCACGACGCCAACUUUCUCAGUGACGCCGAUAUGGUGAUGAGUUUUGUCAAUUUAGUGGAGAAAGAUAAAGAUUUUUCUCACCAACGAAGACACUACAAGGAGUUCCGUUUUGAUCUAACUCAGAUCCCAGACGGAGAGGCGGUGACUGCUGCAGAGUUUCGUAUCUAUAAGGAUCGCAGUCACUCCCGCUAUGACAAUAUGACGCUGAAGGUUACAAUACAUCAAGUCAUCAAGGAAUAUCAAAACAAAGAUGCAGAGACGUUCUUGCUUGACUCCAAAAAGGUGCCGGCAUCUGAUGGGGGUUGGUUGGUGUUUGACAUCACGGCAACCAGCAACCACUGGGUACUGAACCCACAGCAGAACUUGGGCCUGCAGCUCUGUGUGGAGACUGUAGAUGGGCGGAGUAUCAACAUCAAAUCAGCUGGAAUUAUUGGAAGGAAUGGACCACAGUCCAAACAGCCAUUCCUUGUUGCUUUCUUCAAGGCCAGCGAGGUGCUGCUUCGCUCUGUCAGAGCUGCCGGUGGCAAAAAAAAGAAUCACAAUCGGAAUAAAUCUGCAAAUCAACAAGAUUCAUCAAGGGCACCCAAAAGUGGAGACUAUAACACAAGUGAGCAGAAGCAAGCCUGCAAGAAACAUGAACUUUAUGUCAGCUUUCGAGACCUGGGUUGGCAGGACUGGAUCAUUGCACCUGAGGGCUAUGCUGCCUUUUACUGCGAUGGUGAAUGUUCUUUUCCACUCAAUGCACACAUGAAUGCAACAAAUCAUGCAAUUGUGCAAACUCUGGUUCAUUUAAUGUUUCCUGACAAUGUGCCAAAGCCAUGCUGUGCUCCCACCAAGCUGAACGCAAUAUCGGUCCUUUACUUUGAUGACAGCUCCAAUGUUAUCCUUAAAAAAUAUAGAAAUAUGGUUGUUAGAUCUUGUGGUUGCCAUUAGUGUGCAGCUUGCCUAACUUUAAUUUAUGCUGUCUGUUAAGAAAUUUGCUGAAACCACAUCUGCUGCCGUUGUGAUGUGAUGUACAGUAUUAUGUAUAUGAUGUUUUAUUACCUAAUUUAUUUUCUGUUAAAAAUAGCACUGAAUAUUGUGAUAUUUAAGUGAUUAGGGUAUUGAAAUAAGUUGAUUUUUUUUUUAACAUUGCAUCAGUAAUUACUCUGUCCAUUGGCAUAUACUCAUAUAUUUUAACUGAAAUCAGUAAACUAUUCACUGGAUUCCAUCUGUUUCUCUUUCUCUUUUUUUUUUUUUAAGAUUUCUGUUUAUAUACAUAAAUAAAUGUUCUGUAAAUGUUCACUGAACUGUGUAUAAUUAUGCUUUGUGGGCAAUAUAUUGCAUGUUCGUCUUGAGCGUUAAUUUACUUUAUUUUAAAAUCAAUGUGCAAUAUUGUCAAACUCACAACCAACCUGUCAAACAGCAGAACCCUGACCAUGAUCAGAAUCGAGCGUUACACUUUGAAAUACUGGAAAUUAAAUUGAGCCACUGGGAACAAAUGUUGUGGCUGUCUCUAUUGUAAAACGAAACUGCACAAAGCUAUUUUUAUCGAGCUUACAUCACUGUUUUUUUUCUGCUUGUGUUCCCAAAAGGGGAUUAUAGUGAAAAAAGGAGAAAACCUAAAGAAAUUGUUAAAACUUUAAAGAAUUACAUUCAUCCAAAUUAAAUUAACAAAUUGGCCUAAAUGUUUGUUAAUUCAUUUGUGUGUUUUGAAUUGAAGCACCUUUUUAAACUGGUCCAACAAUUCUUACACUGAAAAAGAACCAACUUAAAAAUCUGUUUCAAUUGGUUAUCCCUGAAUGAAUUAAGUUGUUUGAACUUAAGUUAGUAAGUUAGAUCAACUCUAACUUACUAACAAGUUCAAUUAUUACCUUUUUCCAGUGUAUGAUACUAUUAUCAUGUCAAGUAUUCACUUAUACAUGCUGUAGAAAUGAUGUCAUGAAGUGUUCUGGUGUAAAUUUCUUCAGUAAAUUCCUCGCGGUAAUUUAAGUUUACAUUGGGAUAUCUUAACAUAGUGUGUGUUUGAAUAAAUGUACCAUUUUAAACUCUUA
Molecule: messenger RNA, 2750 nt
Organism: Thalassophryne amazonica
Lineage: Eukaryota; Metazoa; Chordata; Actinopteri; Batrachoidiformes; Batrachoididae
Gene: bmp5
Product: bone morphogenetic protein 5
Exons: 7
Coding region: 256-1650 (464 amino acids)
Biological process (GO): SMAD protein signal transduction
Cellular component (GO): extracellular region
Molecular function (GO): growth factor activity; cytokine activity
Source: RefSeq, a predicted model, not a curated record